Molecule: messenger RNA, 693 nt
Organism: Lobosporangium transversale
Lineage: Eukaryota; Fungi; Mortierellomycota; Mortierellomycetes; Mortierellales; Mortierellaceae
Exons: 4
Molecular function (GO): protein binding
Source: RefSeq, a predicted model, not a curated record
GCCAAGGGUAGAACCAGCGACUCACUCUACGUGCUGCAUACUGGCCGCAAGGAAUGGAAUAAACCUUUAAUUCAAACACUGCUCCCUGCACCUCGACACUCGCAUGCAGCUUGUGUAGUUGGCACUGUCAUGUACAUCAUUGGAGGGCAACUCUCGGGUUAUUAUAUGAACGAUAUUGCAGCAUUCGAUUUAAAGACAUUGAAUGGAAAACGUCCUGCAUGGACCUUCCUUGAACCAAAGUCAGAUCUACCUCCCGCACGUGCAGGACAUUGUGCGGUAUCCUAUAAUGGCAAGGUUUACAUUUUUGGAGGGGCAGAUGAUAAAUUCUAUUACAACGAUAUUUGGUGCUACGAUCCUCAAACGAACAAAUGGGAACCAAUUCCGGUCUACGGAACUUUACCCAUUAGCCGGCAGGGCCAUACUGCUGCUGUUAUUGACGACACCAUGUAUAUCUAUGGCGGCAUGAGUUUUGAAGAGCAGCUUUUAGGCGACUUGUGCGCAUUCAAGUUUACAGAGCGACGCUGGUUGGCAUUUCCUACCACAGCUGAAGCUGCUUCACCUCGCGCUGAACAUGCAAUGUGCAGUGUGGGCGAUAAACUUUAUAUACUUGGCGGACAGCUGGAUCUGAACGCCAAUGAGGAUUUAGGGAUUGUUUAUGUACUCGAUACUGGUAUGUACCCUGAAACGGGUUAA